CGCGCGGGAGCCGGGAGCCUGGGCACCCGGCCAGCAGGUCGGUGGGAACGUAAGCAACUGCGGGGCAGAGAGGGGGCCAGGAUGGCGACUUCUAGCAGGAAGACGUCGACCUCAAACUCCCAGACCUCCAAGAGAGUUCUUCCGAGAGAUCUUUCGUCUGAGACCCCGAACAAGAGAAAAAAUUCUGCCACGUCAACGCCGCUGCCGGUACCGCUGCAGUCGUCCGGGCCUUUCGUGGAGGGCUCUAUCGUCCGCAUCGCGAUGGAGAAUUUCCUGACAUAUGAUACCUGUGAAGUUUCUCCUGGACCCCACUUGAAUAUGAUUAUUGGAGCUAAUGGAACAGGGAAGUCCAGCAUCAUGUGUGCCAUUUGCCUUGGAUUAGCUGGCAAACCUGCUGUCAUGGGACGGGCAGAUAAGGUUGGCUUUUUUGUGAAGCGGGGAUGUUCGAAAGGCAAGGUAGAAAUCGAAUUGUAUAAGGCUUCUGGGAAUCUUAUCAUUACCCGUGAGAUUGAUGUGGCAAAAAAUCAGUCCUUUUGGCUCAUCAACAGAAAGUCUACAACACAGCGGGAAGUAGAAGAGCAGGUUGCAGACUUAAAUAUUCAAGUGAGCAAUCUUUGUCAGUUUCUACCUCAGGACAAAGUUGGAGAAUUUGCUAAACUCAGCAAAAUUGAACUCCUUGAAGCUACUGAGAAGUCAAUUGGUCCUCCCGAAAUGCAUAAGUAUCAUUGUGAACUCAAAAACUUCAGAGAGAAAGAAAAACAACUAGAGAUCUCAUGCAAAGAGAAAAGUGAAUAUCUAGAGAAAAUGAUUCAGAGAAAUGAAAGAUAUAAACAAGAUGUAGAAAGAUUCUACGAACGUAAACGACAUUUAGAUUUAAUUGAGAUGCUUGAAGCUAAAAGGCCAUGGGUGGAAUAUGAAAAUGUUCGUCAAGAAUAUGAAGAAGUAAAGCAAGCUCGUGACCAAGUGAAGGAAGAAGUCAGAAAACUUAAAGAAGGGCAGAAUCCUAUAAAACAUCGAAUUGAUGAAAUUGACAGACAGCGUCAUGUUUUUGAAGCCCAAAUCAGAGAGAAGGCAAUGGAUAUUAAGGAGACAUCUCAAAAAUGCAAACAAAAGCAAGAUAUUUUAGAGAGGAACGAUAAAUGUAUUGAGGAUGUUAAGCAGACUUUAAAUGUGAAACAAAAUGAAGAGCGUGACCGGCAGAGAAGAAUAAGUAAUACCCGCAAAUUGAUAGAGGAUUUGCAGAAUGAACUAAAGACCACAGAAAACUGUGAAAACCUUCAGCCCCAGAUUGAUGCCAUUACAAAUGAUCUGAGGCGAGUUCAAGAUGAAAAGGCAUCAUGUGAAGGCGAGAUAAUUGAUAAACGAAGAGAGAGAGAGACUCUAGAGAAGGAGAAACAGAGUGUUCAUGAUCAUAUUACACGUUUUGAAAAUCUCAUGAAUCAAAAAGAAGAUAAACUGAGACAGAGAUAUCGUGACACAUAUGAUGCUGUUUUAUGGCUAAGAAGUAACAGAGAUAAAUUUAAGCGAAGAGUUUGUGAGCCUAUAAUGCUCACGAUCAAUAUGAAAGAUAAUAAAAAUGCCAAAUAUAUUGAAAAUCAUAUUCCAUCUAAUGAUUUGAGAGCCUUUGUGUUUGAAAGCCAAGAAGAUAUGGAGGUUUUCCUCAAAGAGGUUCGUGACAAUAAAAAAUUAAGAGUCAAUGCUGUUAUUGCUCCAAGUAGUUCUUAUGCAGAAAAAAAACCUUCAAGGUCUCUGAGUGAACUGAAGCAAUAUGGAUUUUUCUCUUACUUGCGAGAGUUAUUUGAUGCACCUGACCCUGUAAUGAGUUAUCUUUGUUGCCAGUAUCAUAUUCAUGAGGUUCCUGUAGGAACUGAAAGGACCAGAGAAAGAAUUGAGCGGGUAAUACAAGAAACCCGAUUAAAACAAAUUUACACAGCAGAAGAAAAGUAUGUGGUGAAAACAUCCUUUUAUUCAAACAAAACUAUUUCUAGUAACACAUCCCUAAAAGUAGCUCAAUUUCUCACAGUCACUGUGGAUCUUGAGCAAAGAAGGCAGUUAGAAGAACAGCUGAAGGAAAUUAAUAGGAAGUUGCACGCAGUAGACUCAGGAUUGAUUGCCUUACGUGAGACAAACAGGCAUCUAGAACACAAAGACAAUGAAUUGAGACAAAAGAAGAAGGAGCUUCUUGAAAGAAAAACCAAGAAAAGACAACUGGAGCAAAAAAUCAGUUCCAAGAAGGAAAGUUUAAAAUUGAUGGAACAGGAUGCUUGCAACCUUGAAGAGGAAGAAAGAAAAGCAAGUACCAAAAUCAAAGAAAUAAAUGUCCAAAAAGCAAAACUUGUUACUGAAUUAACAAACCUAGUAAAGAUUUGUUCUUCUUUACAUAUACAAAAAGUAGAUUUAAUUCUUCAAAAUACUACAGUUAUCUCUGAGAAAAACAAACUAGAGUCCGAUUACAUGGCUGCAUCUUCACAACUACGUGUCACAGAGCAACAUUUUGUUGAAUUGGAUGAAAAUAGGCAGAGACUAUUGCAGAAAUGCAAGGAACUUAUGAAGAGAGCGAGGCAAGUAUGUAACCUCGGUGCAGAGCAGACAGUUCCUGAGGAGUACCAGACACAAGUACCCACCAUUCCAAAUGGACACAACUCCUCACCCCCCAUGGCGUUCCAGGAUCUUCCAAACACAUUGGAUGAAAUUGAUGCAUUGUUAACUGAAGAAAGAUCAAGAGCAUCUUGCUUCACAGGACUGAAUCCUACAGUUGUUGAGGAGUAUACAAAAAGAGAAGAAGAAAUAGAACAAUUAACUGAGGAGCUAAAGGGAAAGAAGGUAGAGCUGGAUAAAUAUAGGGAAAACAUUUCACAGGUAAAAGAAAGGUGGCUAAAUCCUUUAAAAGAAUUAGUAGAAAAAAUCAAUGAAAAAUUCAGCAAUUUUUUUAGUUCCAUGCAGUGUGCUGGUGAAGUGGACCUCCAUGCAGAAAAUGAGGAGGAUUAUGAUAAAUAUGGAAUUCGAAUUAGAGUCAAAUUUCGCAGUAGCACUCAGCUGCAUGAACUAACACCUCAUCAUCAAAGUGGAGGUGAAAGAAGUGUCUCUACCAUGCUGUACUUGAUGGCAUUGCAGGAGCUUAACAGAUGUCCGUUUAGAGUAGUAGAUGAAAUCAAUCAGGGAAUGGACCCGAUCAAUGAACGGAGAGUAUUUGAAAUGGUUGUAAAUACUGCUUGUAAAGAAAACACAUCUCAGUACUUCUUUAUUACACCAAAGCUCCUGCAAAACCUUCCUUAUUCUGAAAAGAUGACAGUAUUGUUUGUCUACAAUGGUCCUCAUAUGCUGGAACCAAGCAGAUGGAAUCUGAAGGCUUUCCAAAGGCGGCGGCGUCGUAUCACAUUCACUCAACCUUCUCAAUAAAAGCAGAGGGAGGGACUUUGGAGUUUUUCUGUGAAAAUCUGUUCAUAAAUACAGCUCUCCUGAAUAAAAGCUAGGAUUUUCA
Molecule: messenger RNA, 3481 nt
Organism: Chrysochloris asiatica (Cape golden mole)
Lineage: Eukaryota; Metazoa; Chordata; Mammalia; Afrosoricida; Chrysochloridae
Gene: SMC5
Product: structural maintenance of chromosomes 5
Exons: 25
Coding region: 82-3399 (1105 amino acids)
Biological process (GO): double-strand break repair via homologous recombination
Cellular component (GO): Smc5-Smc6 complex
Molecular function (GO): ATP binding; ATP hydrolysis activity
Source: RefSeq, a predicted model, not a curated record